Trematosphaeria pertusa is the source of this 1110-nucleotide messenger RNA. RefSeq lists its product as uncharacterized. Gene Ontology annotation, molecular function: ribonuclease MRP activity; ribonuclease P activity. Gene Ontology annotation, cellular component: ribonuclease MRP complex; multimeric ribonuclease P complex. Bases 1 to 1110 code for a protein of 369 amino acids. The record is from RefSeq and is a predicted model, not a curated record. The transcript is spliced from 4 exons. NCBI's taxonomy places the organism in Eukaryota, Fungi, Ascomycota, Dothideomycetes, Pleosporales, Trematosphaeriaceae. Gene Ontology annotation, biological process: tRNA 5'-leader removal; endonucleolytic cleavage in ITS1 to separate SSU-rRNA from 5.8S rRNA and LSU-rRNA from tricistronic rRNA transcript (SSU-rRNA, 5.8S rRNA, LSU-rRNA); tRNA 3'-end processing.
AUGCUCGACAUCCACCGCGACUCCGGACCCGCCACGAAAUUCUUCUUCUCGCACAGCCUGCUGCCGAGCUACCUCGACCCGCAGAACGUCUCGACGAAGAAAAAGCCCUUUUCCACCUUCAACGCGCAGCCGUUCUCGCACACGUUGGACUUAAUACUCCCGGAAGAAAUAUACGAGCUUGUGCGCGCGCAGCUGGAGAAGCAGGAUGGUGUCGCGAGGGGGAUGUAUGCCCGGGUGUACAUGAAGCUCGGGGAGAUACUGGAGCGGGAGUUUUUGGAGGAGUAUGUUAAGAAGGGAAAUAUCAUGAUGCUCUCCGAAGGCCGCCCGCUCGUCGACAACGUGUUCGCGCUGCACGACGGCGUGCUGAGGCUGGAGCUCGAUCGCCCAACGUACGAGCGCUGCGGGUUGCAGGGAAAGCCGAUCGAGGACGGGGGGAAGAAGCAUCAGAAAGCGCGAUGGGUCGUCGAAUUCGGCCUCCGCGCGCCCAGCAUGGUGCACGGCAAAAAGGGCUUCUCGCGCCUCGAAUGGGCGUGCAAAAACGUGCUCAACGAGAGUCUAACGUGGCUGUUCUACAACUUCAAUCCCUCGGCGCGCGAAGCGCUGCCGGCGGGCAAGGAACCCAUCUCCACCCACCAACCCUUCAUCCACGCCCUCGAGCCGACUGUUACAAAGCUCCCGCGGACACUCGUCCCGAACCUCGCCGUCGCCGACCUCUCCGCGCUCUACGCCCAAGAAGACGCCCUCACCCUGUAUGAAUACCUCGCGCUGCUCUCGCUCGGCUCGCCGCGCCUCUGCGCCACCGACCGCGUCGACCCGCACCUCUCGCGCUACGAAGUGCCUGAUUUCGGGCACGGGCUUGGCGCCAGGGAUAUGGUGCGGGUGCGGUGGAGGGGCUUCAUACCGGCGCAGUUUGUGCGGGACUUGUUCUUGGUGGUGCGGAGGGAGGGGCUUAAGGUCGUGAAGGCGGAGCAGGAUGGCGAGGGGGGGACGCAGCGGGGUGAGGAGGAUAGGUGGGUGUGUUGGAGUGCGGGGGCUUUUGGGGGGAAGAAGGGCUGGACGGUUAUGCAGUGGGCGGGGAGGGAGACGCUGGUUUGGGAGUGUGAAGGUUGA